AUGAAGUAUAUUGAUGAGGUUGAUAUUGAACUAGUAAAUCAAGAGCUUAACUUCCAUACAAACGAUAACUCGCUUGUGAUAAAGGGUGGCUGUGACCUAUUUACCACGAAACCAAUCACUUCCGACAAAAAGCUCUACAAGACUAUUGAUAAACAUUUAACUCAAUUGAUACAAGAUAACGAGUUAUCAAGGACCAUUGAAAAAGAGAGAAAGAAUUCCAUAAACUCCUUGAUGGGAAGUAGCCCAACGAUAACGAAUUCUUUCGAUAACAAGAUGAAUAUCAGUGAAGUCGCCAAUGGCAACCUUAGUUAUAAAGGAAGACUGAAUUCGAAUGUCACAGAUUCGUCAAUCGAACUUGAUUCAAUUGAUGAAUCACCAUUUGGGUCUUUGAAAAACAUACAGGUGAAGAAAAAAUUUGCUAACUUGAUAGCCAUUUUGAACACAACCUUCCCUGACAACGAUUUUUCUGCAUUAUCUCCAACAACGGAGAACUUUCACAAGAUAUCAUCGGAGGAUUUGAUUUCUAGAUUCAACAAUGUGAUGAUGUCUUUGGGAAAGAAAAAGGAGAACUUAGAUUGGAUUUGGGAUAGAAUUGAUAGUCAUUUACAUCUCAUACCAAAAAAUCCAAUUUCACCAACUUUGAUACCCGGAAAUUUGAUCAAUACAGGUAGUAAUCAAGAAGAAUAUAUACAGAAACCAAGGUCUUCUAGUAUGCAUAGAAGGUUUUCCAAUGAUACACCUUUUACUACAGAGUAUUGUCAAAUUUUUGAAUUUAGACCAAAAGAGACCUCCAUCAUCGAAGAUUUGAAUUAUCCUUAUCAAACUAUGUGGUCAAAUUAUUGGUUUAUUUACAAUAAGAAAAAGAAGAAAGUCGCCUUUAUAUAUUUAACUGCUAUCAAUAAAAUUCAUUAUUCUAUGGUCAAUGGAAACAGGAAAUAUUCAAACAAUACCAAUAAAAAGAACCUCAGUGAAAUAAUAGGCGAAGAGGAAACCGACUAUGACAACAUGUCAAUGGAUGACUACGAGGAAGUCUUCAUCGAUGACGACGAUGAAGAUCAAGAAAUUGACAACAUUGCCAUAUAG
Molecule: messenger RNA, 1083 nt
Organism: Yamadazyma jaroonii
Lineage: Eukaryota; Fungi; Ascomycota; Pichiomycetes; Serinales; Debaryomycetaceae
Source: the annotation of a GenBank genome assembly